Drosophila pseudoobscura is the source of this 1561-nucleotide messenger RNA. RefSeq names its product bleomycin hydrolase. NCBI's taxonomy places the organism in Eukaryota, Metazoa, Arthropoda, Insecta, Diptera, Drosophilidae. The transcript is spliced from 2 exons. Bases 102 to 1523 code for a protein of 473 amino acids. Gene Ontology annotation, biological process: proteolysis. Gene Ontology annotation, cellular component: cytoplasm. Gene Ontology annotation, molecular function: cysteine-type aminopeptidase activity. The record is from RefSeq and is a predicted model, not a curated record.
UCUUUCGCGCAAACGAUAUACAACUCUGGGCAGGCGCACAUCUGACAUCUGGUCACACUUUGCCCUAAAUUUCUGGUUUAUUUUUGUGCACAAACUUUUGAAUGUCAGAACAGCCCAACAUGUGCUUUUCUCUGACCAUCGACCAAUUGUCCACUUGGCGCAAGCAGUUCUACAACGAACCACGGAAUCUUAUCGCCCAGAAUGUGUGCACGACCCACGAUCCUCUGAGGAUGUGCCUGCCUAUUUUGCCCACCGUGGUGGCGGGUCCGCCUAACAAGCAUGGAGUGGACUCGGAGGGAAAAACCACCAGCGGUGGCCCCGCCUGGAUCACCACGGGGCUUGACCUGCUGCGCCUGGAGUUUGCCAAGAGCUUCCCAUCGCUGCCGGUGGACUUCGAGUUCUCUGCGGGCUACCUGGUGUACUGGCACAAGCUGGAGCGAUGCAACUACUUGCUGCAUGCGGUGGCCGAUCAUCUGAUGCGCGGCGAGCCCGUGGAUGGGCGACAAUUUCGAUACUUGAUGAAGCAUGUCGUUCCGGAUGGCGGGAACUGGCAGAUGUUUGUGAAUCUGGUGAAGAAGUACGGCGUUAUACCCAAACAGUGCUACCAGACAACGGGGCGCACACGCCAGCUUAAUGUAAUCCUCAGGAGUAAGCUGCGUGAGUUUGUGAGCGUGCUGCACAAUCGUUUCAUAUUCGAUGGCGAUGGCAGCGCCCUGCCAACCCUCAUCGGGGAGAUGAUGCCCCAGCUGUAUAAAGUGAUCAAUAUCGUUUUGGGCGAACCGCCGCAGGAGUUCAAGUGGACGUACUACGACUCAAAGAAGCGUUACCAGUGCCUGGAGCCCUUGACCGGCUCCACCUUUUUCAAGGUACUGGUGAGCAAGGACUUCGACCUGGAUGAGAUGGUGUGCCUGGGCCACGAUCCGCGCCUGUCAUCCAGCUACUUGCACAACUACGAAGUGGCUCUCAGCUCGAACAUGGUGGGUGGUCAGUUGCAGCGGUACAACAAUCAGUCAAUGGACGUUCUAGUACCGAUCAUUGUGGGGUCGCUGGUUGGCGGCAAGGCUGUCUGGUUGGUCUAUGACCUGCUGGCGCACUCUUCAAAGAAAGCAUCUACUGACUUUCCGCUGCUCUUUGGCUUGGAGAUGUGCACAAUUCUCAACAAGGCAGAACGCAUGCUCUACAAGGAAACGCGCCAUAAUCGGGUGUUGCUGCUAACGGAAGUACGCCUGGAUGACGAGGAUAAGCCGCUGGAAUUCCGCACCAUUGCUCCGUCGACCUCGACCACGUUGUUUCCAAGCUCAUCCGCAGCAAAUCUCCGAGAGAUCAACCAUAGUGUGGAAGAGAAGGCCAAGAUUCCAAGGCCUAAGGCACCCUUUUGCAUUAAAACGGAUUGGAUGCGGGAAUACGCCUUCGAGAUUGUCGUACACUCGAGCUUUGUGCCGCCCGAUGUCCUGGGUGCCGCCACUAGGAAGGAGUGCAAAGAACUGCCCCCAUGGGAUAUCAUGGGAGCGUUCCUCGAUUGAUUAAUCCAUGUUUCAAUAAACCCCACAAUCACAUCAUA